Messenger RNA from Octopus bimaculoides (California two-spot octopus), 7752 nucleotides. RefSeq names its product lipopolysaccharide-induced tumor necrosis factor-alpha factor homolog. NCBI's taxonomy places the organism in Eukaryota, Metazoa, Mollusca, Cephalopoda, Octopoda, Octopodidae. The record is from RefSeq and is a predicted model, not a curated record. Gene Ontology annotation, molecular function: zinc ion binding.
UACGUCGAAAUACAUGACGUCACCUAAUUCAUUCUCCACCGACCUCAAUUGAGUUGGAUUACAACAUUCUCGCCGCCGCCUCCUUCACCCUCUGCAGUUGCCACCCUUUUUAUUGCCGAGUACCUUUACCAAACAAUAAAUAUUCUAGUUCCAGCUGCGGCUUUCGCUUUCACAUUAAAUACCUUCGGAACAACACACACUUCCCAACUGUUAUAUCACUCAACGCAAAUUCAUUUGAAAGAGAGAAUUAGUCACCAUGAACGACCCACCUCCUCCCUAUCCCGGUGCACCAGGAGUUUCCUACCCUCUUCCUGAAAAGGGUGGGAUUCAACCAUCAGCCCCAGGAGCCUACUAUCCACCCGCUCCUUACCCAACGGCACCUGCUGGUGAUAUGCAACCCCCACCCCCACAACCAAUGAUCCACCCACAAGAAUAUGGACCAGCUCCCCUUGGUGGCCAAGCUUGGAUUCCUCCUCCACCUCCUCCUCAUGCCUGGGCACCCCCUCCAGGUUAUGGGCCGAUGCCAACAGCUCCAGUGCUCCCACAGACGACCGUUGUCAUCCAGCAACACCCACAGAUUUUGCAUUUUGGUGAAUCCUCCGUACAAACUCGUUGUCCCAAGUGUAAUGCUGACAUCAUGACAAGUAUUCAUUAUGAAACUGGGAACCUAAGCUGGGUCAUUUGCCUCCUCCUCAGUUUCUUUGCUUGUAUUUGUGGCUGUUGCUUAAUUCCAUUCUGCAUGGAUAGUACCAAAGACAUUGUCCACACAUGUCCAAACUGUUCUCAUUUUAUCGGCCGUUAUUCACGCCUCUGAGAUACCACCAUACAUAUAUAUAUAUAUAUAUAUAUAUAUAUAUAUAUAUAUACCAAAAGGAACAAAAGAUAAAACCUGAAAUUAUUCCAAAAACUCAAGUGGUCAGUUAAAACCGACCGAUAGGUUUAGGAUAUCCUGUGACAAAUUACUGGCACUUCUUUCUUCCUGCAGCUGUUCCCAUCCAAGUCUUCUUCCUCUUCUUCAUGCUGUCGUCUCUCCAUAUUCAAUGUCUGCCUUACAUUAUUUAUUUAGACUUUCUGUUUAUUUUUUAUUUGUAACAGUCUCUCUCUCUCUCUCUCUCAAAACAAUAGUUGGUGUGUGGUAGCAGGGAACACUUGCCCUAAAGAUCAUGCCCUACAAUUACUAAACUUGACACUAAUCCUUAGCCCUAUUAACCCAGCUGUUCCCUAUGCUCCAGCUUGGGCAACUUAGUGUUACUAACCUUUACCAUACUCAAACUAAAUUGUAUACAUAAACACAUACACACUCAUUAAUACAGUAAUUAAUCUUCAGUAGGGAGACAAAUAUUUGUUAACUCACUAAUGAAUCAUACAACUAAUGAUUGUGUUAUGCAAAUGAAGGGCUCUGAUCCAUUUUCCAGUUGCAGUUCACCUGGAAAAACCUAUGUGUGUGUUUAUGUGUGUAUAUAGAUAGAUAGAUGGAUGAUAGAGAGAUAUAGAGAGAGAGAGACUCCUAAACAGUAUAUGUAUGUGUAUGUAUGCAUUUAUGGUGUAUCAUAUAUAUAGAUAACAACAUUCCUUUGUAUCGCAUGAAACUAUAUUUCUAAAUUUAGCUCCUGUAGAUGUAGGGUUUUGAUUGUGCUCGUUCAUUUACUCUUCUAAUUAGGUAUAAUUUAAUGUACAUCUCCAUGCAUAAAUACAUGUGUAUGUGGUGUGUGUAUAUAUAUAUAUAUAUAUAUAUAUAUAUAUAUAUAAUUUAAUGUACACAGUAUAAAGAUAAGGGUUACUAAUAGUUUCUUGCUGUGAAGACAUGUUUCCAGGCAGGUUUGAGACACAUACCUUGUGUCUCUGAGCAACCUUCAACAAACUAUUAGCAGCUCCUAUCUUUAUACUGUGAACUCAUUAAAUGACAUCUCUCACAGAAUGGAAUACAUUUUUUGGUUGAUCUUACCAUAACAGAACAGUAAACUAUACAUACACACACAUAUAUAUAUUUUAUUUUUUAAGAUCUUUUCUUAGUUGUAGUGCACCUGAGCAUUGUAUACAACAAUUUCCUUCAUUAUACCAUAUAUAUAUAUAUAUAUUUACACACACACACACACACACCCAUGCCAGCAUGAAAAACGGACGUUAAACGAUGAUGAUGAUGAUGAUAGUGUUAGGCAAAGAGAUGUAAUUCAUGUUAGCAUGAGUUAGAAAUGGUCUUUUCUCUUGCGGCUAAUUUUGCCGCUUGUUGCAAUCCUUUGUCAUUUCCUUCAGGAAUUUUGCAGAAAUGCAGGAUAUAAAAACCAGAUCCUGGAGUGACACAAGACAUGCUGACUAAUACAGCAUUUGUACUUCUUCCUAAAGUACACCAACAUAACAUAGCUUUUGUUUGCAUGUCUUUGAUGAUUCCUGCCAACAGGGACCACCACCACUAGUUUGGCAGUUCCUGGAAUUUGGCUUGCCUGGUUAUAUUCUUGUGUGCCAGUGGAUGCAUGUAGUUUAGUAGUUGUAUCUACCUCCAUGGAAAAGGAAGGUUUGAGUGGUGCAGGGGGUAGGCAAGUUCACUGGAGCAUGAAAGAAGAGUGGCAUAUGGACAGAGGGGAAUGGCAAAUACAGGGGGGAGACCUGAUCAGUUGUGAAUAUCAACUUCUGGUGAAAGGUAGUGGAAAUAGGAGUGAGGUGGGGAGGGGGUGACAGGUUGCAGUGCAGAUUAUUGGAAGUGUGUAGGUGUGGGGUGCAAGAGAGAGAUGCACUGUGCUAGGGUCAGGAGUACAGAGGGGUGGAAACAGGAGGGGACUACCUUUGGCAAAAUGAGAUGGUAUACAUGGCUGGGGAUGAAAUGUGCCGUUCCAUUGUCAUAUAAUUACAGCAGAUGAGAGAAUAAUAGUGCCGUAGUCAGAAGAAUGAUGGAGGGGUGAGUGUUUGGAAGGAAGGAGAAUUGUCAGAGACAGAUUGGGUGUAGGUGCAUAAACAAAUGAAAUGCUUGUGUGGGUACAUAUAUGCAUGCAUGUAUGUAUAUAUAUAUAUAUAUAUACAUACACACACAUACAUAUACACAUGCACACAUGCCAGUGUCCAAUGCAUCUCAGCAUCAUAAAGUGGACAUUAAAAUGAAGAUAAUUGUCAUUUAGCGUCCACUUUUCCAUGUUCGCAUGAGUUGGAUGGAAUUUGUUGAGGCAGAUUUUCUGCUGUUGGAUACUCUUCCUGUUGCUAACCCUUUAUCCAUUUCCAAGUAGAGUAAUAGUCUUCAUGUUUUCAUAUUAGAUUGGAAAAGGACACCACUUGCGUGAGGGUGACAUUCGUUUAUACCAUCAUGUGAUAUCUAGACAAUGAGGCAGUAACACACACGCUCACACACACAUACACACACAUAUAAUAGCCUUCUGUCAGUUUCUGCCUACCAGACCCACUCACAAGGUUUUGGCCAGCCCAAGGCUGUUGUAGAAGACACUUGCCCAAGGUGCCAUGCCAUGGGACUGAACUCGAGACCAUGUGGUUGGGAGGCAAACUUUUUACAUACACAUGACCACUGGUACCAGUCAAUGAAAUGCUUAAGAUUUAAAUUAAUGAAAAUGAUAAUAGAGUUUCUUAACUUUGAGGCACAUCUGGUCAUGACUUCAAACCUAUAAUAAUUGUGCAUUUGGAGAAGACACACAACAUAUGAAAUAAUGUUGAUCCUGUAAAUAUGGUAACCUAAUUCUUCUUGUAAUUUCCAAAGGAACCACAACACAAGGCUAAAGGAUUGGACAGUUAACAUGGUUGUUGUUCACCCUUUAUUUACUAUAGGGCAAUGUAUAUAGGGCUUGUUAAGGAAUCUAACUUCUAAAAUAUUGGUCAGAAUUAUCAACUUUAUCUCACUCUCCAGAGACUCUUGGUGGAUAAAUCAAUUGGGCUUACAACCAAAACUCUCAACUCUAAACAUGUUGAUUGGUGUGUUGCCCAUGAUUCCCACAGUUAAAAUUUUGCCUAAAUUCAGAUUUGAACUCAUUUCUAAUGAAUUCCCCAAAAUCCAAAUGAAAAAGGUUGAAGCUUUAAGACAACAACAGUAAUUUUAUGUUUGUUAGGGAUUUGUGAAAUUGAGGAUUCGUUAUUUUUCUUAUCACAGAUGUGACCUCUGCUGGUUCUCAAUUACCCUCACCACUAGGGUACAGUGAAAAGUUCCCUAUUCUUAUUCUAAAGGAUUAAGUCUUGAGCACUUACUAAUUAUCUAACUGCUGCUACUACUGCUACUAUGACAACUACUACUACUGCUACUGCUGCGACUGUCAUCCCACUUAUUCUAUUUCUCCUCGUUCUUGAAAUUUUAAGUUCUGAUGUUGAUAAUAAUUAGCAAAACAAGGCAAUAAUCUGACGGAAUCGUUAGUGUGCCAAACGAGAUGCUUCGAGGCAUUUCGUCUGUUUUUGUUCUGAGUUCAAAUUCUGCCAAGGUCAGCUUUGCCUUUAAUCCUUUCAGGGUCGAUGAAAUAAAGUGCCAGUUAAGUAGUGAGGUUGAUGUAUUCAACUAUCCCCCCUCCCCCAAAUGUCAGGCCUUGGGUGGGGGGCAAUAGUUGAAAGGAUUAUUAGUAUUGACAAUCCUUAUUUUGAAAAUACAUUCCCUCUCCAAUUUUUGGUUGACUCACCCCCCCUCUCUCACCUCCUACCACUCCCCAGUCUCUUGCCAAUAACAACACCACUUUCUCUGUAUUUCUCAAGAGUCAAAACCCCCCAAAAUGUUUGACGCCCCCCUUCACCCCUCUCCCUCACAGCAAUUAAACUUCCCCAAUUUUCCUAUCUAUUUUGAGGUUUUCAUUUUUUGUGCCGUUUAAAUAAACACAAUGUAUGUAUGAUGGAUACAUUGUACAGUGUGUAUAUAAUGUGCAAGGUGUGUACAGUGUACAAAAUAUCAAAGUGCAUUGCUGGCCGACAGGCGUUGUUGUACAUAAGUAGAAAGUUACUGUUGUUAUUGUUGUAUGAUGGAACACAAACAAGUCGAUUGUUCUGGUUUUUAUCUCCUGCACAAAGCAUGUGAAGUGGUGGGCUUUAUGCAGAGCCCCAUCUACUUGCAUACAUUGUGCUUGUUCAGUUGAAACAAAAAUAUAUCAUGGAAACAAAGGAAAAUGUGAAUUUAUUAAUGGGGGAGGUGGGAAAAAAAUGAGGGCGUUUUGUUUUUUUUUAGUUAUAUUUUGAACAUUAAUCUGAGAUUCAACUAAAAAUACAUUUUUAUAUAUUUUAAACUGUGGCUGCUAACACAAAUGGGAUUUGUUUGUGAUUCAAUUACACACACAUACACACACGUGCGUGUGUGCAGUCGUAUUUUACUCGUUAAUGCACAUUCAGAGAUGAGAAGAUCUAUUGCUGUGGAAAUAUUUUUGGAAGAAGUUUCUCUUCAUGAAUAAUGUUUGAAGAAAAACAGAUUGGGCUACGGAUGUCGUUAGUCACAUGCAUUUCUGCAUUAUUGCAUGGCAUCAGCUACAAAUACGGAACCCAUCCUCUGCUGCCGCAUCAGGUAACUAAGAACAAAUUUAGUAUUUAUAAUUGGCAAAGCACAACGCAGCAGCCGCAAUGCAGGCAUCACUUGAGCUGAUAGCAUCAUUCAUAACCCAACGUUUCCACAGUAGUGAAAGGGUUUCCUACACCCAAGCGGACAUGAACAUGUUAAAUAUGACAGCACAUAAACGUGUGUGGUAUGUGUGUAUUUAUUUAUAUAUUUGUGACUAUUCACUGCUAGUUUCGAAACUCUUAAACAUGGAAUGCAGCGGUUUCUUGACGUUGGCCUUUAACUUCAUGUUGCUUAUUGAUUUAAUUAUUUUAGAAUUCUUUACUUCAAUAGAAAAUUAGAAAAAAAUAUUCAAAUGUUGUUCUUCUUCUCUACCAGUGAAAGCAAAGUAAUUUUUUAUCACCAAUUGUUAAAAUUUUAACAUAUUGUUGAAAAAUAGUUACUAAAACAAAAUUUUAAAACUGCUGUUAUAAACAAACAAUUUGUUAAGACUUGUUAAUGUUUUUUUUAAUUUAUUGUAUGUCAUUAGUUACAGUAUGUGUAUACACACACACACACACACACAUAGAAAAUUGGUAAGCUGUUGAAGCAAAUAAUUUGCAACCUAUUUCUUAAUUCUUGGUUGCAGCUCUUUCAUUUUUGCCACUAAUAACUCUUGGAAAGGCAUGAAUGUCAUAUAAUCCUAUUCCUCCUGUUCUAUAAAUAUGUGGCUUACUGCCAAACAAAGACACCAGUAAUAAGUCCUUAGAAAGCCGACUGUUUUUACCCAGAUUUGCUUCCGUAGUUAAAACCAAAUACAUUUAUAUUCGUGUCCGGAAAAUUCACCUUAAACAUUUCUGCUGUGGGAAAUUUUGCUACAAAAGAGGCACACAAGUAGACUGUAAACUAGAUAACUCAUUUUAAAGAAAUUAACUUUCUCUAAUUGGUGGGUUAAUUGAUGAAGUUGCCAUUUUAAAGAAUCGGUGGGAGGAAGGGGUCAAUUAUUUUUAUGGCACUUUCCUACACCAAAAAUGUUUACAGUGAGAUUUCCUAUAAACCAUUUAUAUUUCACUGCUAUUGUCUUUGAGGAAGGCACCACCCUUGAUAAUAUCCAAAUUGUUUUUUAUUGUAAUGGUUCCUGACACAGCCUUAGACCAUUAUUCAUCCAUUGAAAGCAAUAUGACAAAUGUCUCUUUUAUUGUGGUCAAUAUGUUGACUAUAUUUCAUUAGCAUUAAAGUUGUUUUAAUUAACUUUUGUUUACAUAAUGAAUAUAUUUUCUUUUUUAUAACCUUUUCUAUAAAAAAUAUCCUUUAACUGUUUUUUAAAACAUUCAAAGUAAAAUUAUUAUUUAAGAUUACUUGGUUUUUGUAUUUGGUUUGCAAGGAUGUGAAUUCAUGUGACAAAAGAAGUUUUGUUGUGUUUUAGGAGGGUUGUUACACCAAUCAUAACACAUGCACUGGUUCAAUAUCACUUCUUUAUUGUUAGUCAGUUGGUUAUAUAUCUAACCAACUAACUAAUUGGUCAUUUAUUUAAUGUGCUGGUUAAACAAUCAAUCGGCUGUUUCUUGGUCAGUUCUUUUGUCACCGUUUGCAACUUUUUCAGUGACUCAGCAACUUCCCCUCUCGCUCUAAAGUCUGAACCCUUGAAGAGAUCACAGAUGGCUAAUUGACACACAAACACAAAUGCAGGCAAUCACAUAGGUGUACACACACAACCACGCACACACGCACAUGCAACACAAACAAACUGUUUGCUCUCACCCUUACUUCCUCUUCUAAGCAAACACAUACACACACACAGCCAGACACAAGACCAGUUCUCAGACAGACUUAGAGCAGACCUUGGAGUGAGGGGGAAAGUCAGUGAAAAGGUCGCAGACAGCAACGAAAGAACUUUGACCAAGAAACAGCCGAUUGAUUGUUUAACCUGCACAUUAAACAAACGAUCGCUUAGUCAGUUGGUUAGAUAUAUAACCAAUUGACUGACAACGAAGAUGUGAUAUUGAACCAGUGCGUGUGUUAUUGGCAUAAUGGCCCUCCCAAGACAUAACAAUAUUAUUUAUAGUAAUACUGUUAUUUUAGAAGAAUAUUAAUCUUCAUUUAACACAUCUGAUUUGUAAAAUAUUUAAAACAUUAAAAUGGUGAAAAAAAAAAUAGAAUUUAAGAGAAUAUUUUGAGUAAGUAAGCCAGAUAAGGUGAGAGGAAUGGUUUUUGAUGAAACACCUUGUAUUUUCUGUAAUUCUUUUACAUUCUUGACUCAAAUCUUGCCUCUGUUCACUUUGCAUACAUCUGGUGCCAAUAAAAUACUACAAUUAUUU